This is a messenger RNA of Macadamia integrifolia, 645 nucleotides long. Its product is annotated as histone H4. The record is from RefSeq and is a predicted model, not a curated record. Gene Ontology annotation, cellular component: nucleosome. Bases 115 to 426 code for a protein of 103 amino acids. Gene Ontology annotation, biological process: nucleosome assembly. Gene Ontology annotation, molecular function: protein heterodimerization activity; structural constituent of chromatin; DNA binding. The transcript has a single exon. NCBI's taxonomy places the organism in Eukaryota, Viridiplantae, Streptophyta, Magnoliopsida, Proteales, Proteaceae.
CAUACCGAUCAUCGAAGCCCAUAAAGUCAGAAAUUUUCGGGUUGCAGAAGGAGAGGAGAAGAGAGGCAGAGGUAAAGGUAGUUUCUCGAGGUUUUCCAUCCGAAGCAAGAGAAAAUGUCAGGAAGAGGCAAGGGAGGUAAGGGAUUGGGGAAGGGAGGAGCUAAGAGGCAUCGUAAGGUGUUGAGAGAUAACAUUCAGGGUAUCACCAAGCCUGCUAUUCGUCGUCUCGCGAGGCGUGGAGGUGUCAAGCGUAUCAGUGGCUUGAUCUAUGAAGAAACCCGUGGAGUCCUCAAGAUCUUCCUCGAGAACGUUAUCCGUGAUGCGGUUACCUACACAGAGCACGCUCGGAGGAAGACCGUGACAGCCAUGGAUGUUGUUUAUGCUCUCAAGAGGCAAGGCAGGACUCUGUAUGGUUUUGGGGGUUAGGUUUAUUAUUGAAAUUAGGGUUUCUUCUAGUUUGUGUAAAUUGUUCUUGUAGUUUAGAUAUCGAUGUAGGAAUUGGGGCUAUGGGUUCAUCUGGAUGUCUUUCUCUGCUUCUGUUUGAUUUUCCUUUAUGGGUUAGUUGCAGAAUGAAAUGUGAAUCUCUCAGAUUUCUUGUGAUAAUGAUAUAGCAAAUUAAUUCGAAGUUUUUUUUUUUUCCCUUUA